Molecule: messenger RNA, 1253 nt
Organism: Hibiscus syriacus
Lineage: Eukaryota; Viridiplantae; Streptophyta; Magnoliopsida; Malvales; Malvaceae
Product: probable WRKY transcription factor 46
Exons: 3
Coding region: 176-1159 (327 amino acids)
Biological process (GO): regulation of DNA-templated transcription
Cellular component (GO): nucleus
Molecular function (GO): transcription cis-regulatory region binding; DNA-binding transcription factor activity
Source: RefSeq, a predicted model, not a curated record
UCUUAGCUUCUUCCAUGUCGUUUGCUUUUGGGUCUUUAUUUUAGUGCAGAGCUACACCAGUUGUUUUCAUCUGACAUGAUCUAGUGUUGCUCCAUUUUGUUUUGUUUUAUGUUCUUAAAACUUGGGCGAAACUUGAGAGCAGAUAUUUGGGUGUAGACUAGUGCUGUUUUUUUUAAUGGAAAAGGCAAUGGAUUGGGAGCAAAGCAUGCUUUUGAGUGAGCUAACACAGGGGAGAGAAUUAACGAAUCUGCUUAGGAAGCAUCUGCAUUCAUCUUCAUCCCUUGAAACACGUCAAGUCUUAGUUGAGAAAAUACUCUCUUCCUAUGAGAAAGCUCUUUCCAUUCUGAAUUGCAGUGGUUUUAUGGUUGAAACUCAACCCAAGGGUAGCACCGUAGGCUCUCCUGCUUCCAUUGCCUAUAGCAGCCAUGGAAGCGACGCCUCUGAUGAAAAACAUACGUUUAAAAAAAGAAAAACAUGUUCGGGGUGGAGUGAGCAAAAAAGGGUCUGCUCCGGGACUUCUUUAGAGGGGCCUCUUGAUGACGGAUAUUGCUGGAGGAAAUAUGGGCAGAAAGAUAUUCUUGGAUCCAAUUUUCCAAGGGGAUAUUAUCGGUGCACUCAUCGGUACUCGCAAGGUUGUUUAGCUGCUAAGCAAGUUCAGAGAUCGAACGAGGACCCUACGAUCUUUGAGGUGAAAUAUCGAGGAAGACAUACCUGUAACCAAGCCACUCAUUUCGAGAAAGGCGAUCAUUCUGGACAAAAGCAGCAACUUGAAGAGAAGCAAAAACAAUCAAAGGAAACAGGGCUCAAGGUUAAAACAGAGGACUUGGACCAUAGAGACGAUAUAUUUCCUUCGUUUUGUUUCCCUAUUGAAUCAGGAGAAGUUGAAAACGGGUUAUCUGUUAAGUCCCAAAUGGAAAACGACAUGGCAUUUGUGUCUCCAGCGGCAUCUGAUUCCAACUAUUUUUCAGUGUCACCGUUCCAAACGGGCAGGUUCGGUUUAGGCCAAAAUGUGCAGACUUCGGAAUCCGGGUUGACAGAAAUAAUAUCUGCACCAACAUCGGUUACGAAUUCCCCAGUAGUAGACCUGGGUAUUGCAUCACUUGAGAAGUUGGAAUUCGAUCCGAGCUUCAUGUUUGAUUACUCUGAAUUCUUCUCUUAAAGUAGUGCACUAGUUUUUCUUGUAUGGGAGAUGUUUUGUUUUCCCUUCAUUUGCUUUUUGACUAGUCAUUUCACUUAAUUAGGAAGUGUUGAGA